This is a messenger RNA of Ochlerotatus camptorhynchus, 723 nucleotides long. RefSeq lists its product as uncharacterized. The coding region runs from base 1 to 723 and encodes 240 amino acids. The record is from RefSeq and is a predicted model, not a curated record. NCBI's taxonomy places the organism in Eukaryota, Metazoa, Arthropoda, Insecta, Diptera, Culicidae. The transcript has a single exon.
AUGGACGCGUGUGUCGAAUUCGAUGGACAAAACACACUUUUACCAUUGUACGUCGUGAAGUCGGAAAAACAUCCGUUGAUCGGGCGCGAAUGGCUGUGUCGUAUGCCGGUCGAUUGGAACACAUUGUUGUUGAAGAAAAGUGCAGUUAACGAGAUAGGUAAAGGUACUCCGGGAAAUAACCAAACUGCUCCAUAUGAUGCUACUGAUCCUGCUGCUACUGUGAAGAGACUGCUGCAAAAGUUUCCGAAAAUGUUAGAAGAUUCUAUCGGUAAGAUCUCCCGUGUUCAAGCGAACCUGCCACUGAAGAAUGAUGCCCGUCCCGUAUUCCUGAAAGCACGUAAAAUUCCGUUAAAUCUGCAAAAGGUUGUUGAAGCUGAGCUCGACAAGUUAGAAGCUGAAGGAGUGUUGAUAAAGGUCAACCAUAGUAAUUGGGCGACGCCGAUUGUGCCAGUAAAGAAAUCCCACAACCGUGUACGUAUCUGCGGGGAUUAUAAUCAAACUGUCAACCCUAACCUGGUGGAGGAUAAGCACCCGCUUCCAACGGUGGACGAGCUGUUCGCCUCCCUGGCUGGCGGGAAGAAAUUCAGCAAAAUUGACCUAGUGCAGGCCUACUUGCAAAUGGAAGUUGCUCCGGAGGAUCGUGAAAUUCUUACCCUAAGCAGUGCAAAAUUUGACUUUUUCGCUCCACAGUGCUUAAAUGGUUUCAAAUCGGGUCCUGAUUAG